AUGUGUUACUAUGGUGGAUACUGUGGUGGCCUAGGCUAUGGCUAUGGCUGUGGCUAUGGCUGUGGCUAUGGCUGUGGCUAUGGCUGUGGCUAUGGCUGUGGCUAUGGCUGUGGCUAUGGUGGCUAUGGUGGCUAUGGUUAUGGUUGCUGCCGCCCACUGGGCUGUAGAAGAUACUGGUCCUAUGGCUUCUACUGA
This is a messenger RNA of Arvicanthis niloticus (Nile rat), 195 nucleotides long. Lineage: Eukaryota; Metazoa; Chordata; Mammalia; Rodentia; Muridae. The record is from RefSeq and is a predicted model, not a curated record.